Messenger RNA from Molossus molossus (Pallas's mastiff bat), 2033 nucleotides. RefSeq names its product chromatin licensing and DNA replication factor 1 (gene CDT1). The record is from RefSeq and is a predicted model, not a curated record. The coding region runs from base 1 to 1764 and encodes 587 amino acids. Gene Ontology annotation, molecular function: DNA polymerase binding; DNA binding. Gene Ontology annotation, biological process: regulation of DNA-templated DNA replication initiation; mitotic cell cycle; DNA replication preinitiation complex assembly. Lineage: Eukaryota; Metazoa; Chordata; Mammalia; Chiroptera; Molossidae. Gene Ontology annotation, cellular component: nucleus. The transcript has 11 exons.
AUGGCGCAGCGCCGCCUCACCGACUUCUUCGCGCGGCGUCGCCCUGGACUCCGCGCCGCGUCGACGAGGGCCAAGCCGACCUGGCGCACCCCGAGUCCCGCCAAGCCCGCGCCCCGCGUCUCGGCUCCCACCUCGGGCGGCAGCCGCAAGCGCGCCCGCCCGCCCUCCGAGCCCGCGUGCGACGAGCCCUCGCGCCGCAAGCCCGCGCCGCCCGCGCGCAGGAGGUCGGCGUCCUCUGGCCACCGUAAGGAUUCAGCGUGGAGAGGACUUGCAUUGAGAGGGAAGAAGCUUUGCGCAGGUGGAGGGGAGUCCGUGAAACUGACUGAUGCUGGGGGCCGGCCAGAGCUGGGUGUGCUGGUCCCAGGCCCUGGCUCCCCAGCUGCGUCUGGCUCUCUGGAGUACCCCUCUCCAAGCAAGAAGACAAAGAAGGCCACCCUCUCAGCAGGUCAGCCGCCCGGAUUGGCACCCGAGGAGGACAAGGUUCCCACGAAAGUUACCUUCUCUGAACUCAAGUCAUGUCUGCAGCGAGCCCGGGAGCUGGGGGCCCGGGUCCAGGAGCUGAGAGCAAGUGCUCAGAGGAAUGAUGAGGAGGAAUCAAGUGUACGGGAGGAAAAGGGGUCAUGUGGAGAGAAGGUACCUGCCUAUCAGCGCUUCCAUGCCCUGGCCCAGCCAGGGCCUCCUGGCCUUGUGCUGCCCUACAAGUACCAGGUGUUGGCUGAGAUGUUCCGCAGCAUGGACACCAUCGUGGGCAUGCUCUACAACCGCUCGGAGACUGUGACCUUUGCCAAGGUCAAGCAGGGAGUACAGGACAUGAUGCGCAAGCGCUUUGAGGAGCGCAACGUGGGCCAGAUCAAAACAGUGUAUCCUACUUCCUACCGCUUCCGCCAGGAGCGCAAUGUCCCCACCUUCAGGGAUGGUGUCAAGAGGUCCGAUUACCAGCUCACCAUUGAACCGCUGUUGGACCAGGAAGUUGGUAACAUGGGCCCCCAGCUCACAGCCUCACACCUCCUGCAGCGGCGACAGGUCUUCAGCCAGAACCUGGUGGAGCGCGUCCGGGAGCACCACAGGGUCUUCCUGGCCUCCCUGAAUCCCCCCAUGGUGGUGCCAGAGGACCGACUGACACGUUGGCACCCCCGCUUCAACGUGGAUGAAGUACCUGACAUCGAGCCUGCUGAGCUGCCUCAGCCACCCACCACGGAGAAGCUGGCCACUGCUCAGGACGUGCUGGCCCGAGCCCGAAGCCUGAUGUCACCCAAGAUGGAGAAGGCGCUGAGUGACUUAGCCCUGCGCACAGCGGAGCCCAGCAGCCUUGGGUCCUCCAGCUUGGUAUUGCCAGCCACCCCUCCGGCCACUCCACCUGCUCCCCUGAAGGGGGUGUCCCAGGACCUGCUGGAGCGGAUCCGGGCCAAGGAGGUGCAGAAGCAGCUGGCACAGAUGACGCGGCGCCCAGAACAGGAGCAGAGGUUGCAGCGGCUCGAGCGGCUGCCUGAGCUGGCCCGGGUGCUGCGUAGCAUCUUUGUGUCUGAGCGCAAGCCAGCACUGACCAUGGAGGUGGCCUGUGCCAGGAUGGUGGGCAGCUACCGCACGGCCAUGAGCCCAGAGGAGAUGGAGAAGCAUGUUCAGCUCCUCUCUGAGCUGCUGCCCGACUGGCUCAGCCUCCACCGCAUCCGCACUGACACCUAUGUGAAGCUGGACAAGGCUGCUGACCUGGCAGGUGUCACUGCACAGCUGGCCCGCCUUGCUCGUGCUGAGGAGGUGCUGUGAGCCUGAUGACUGCACCAACACACAAAUAUGGGCCCAAGGCCCCGGCCUGGUCCACUGUGUUGUUUUAUUAAGAGCGUGAUGCACUUUGCUCUCCCAGCUGCACUGGGCUCUGGCUACAGGGCCUGGGGGGAAUUCUCUGGCCAUUGUGGGUGGUAAACCCACCUCAUACAGCAUGUUGUCAUUAAACUGAUUUCUCUUAGCCAGGCCAGUGUGGCUCAGUGGUUGAGCAUCGACCCAUGCACCAAGAGGUCGCUGGUUCGAUUCCUGGU